This is a messenger RNA of Prorocentrum cordatum, 905 nucleotides long. The record is from the annotation of a GenBank genome assembly. NCBI's taxonomy places the organism in Eukaryota, Dinophyceae, Prorocentrales, Prorocentraceae.
CUUCUCCUCCUCCUCCUCCUCCUUCUCCUCCUCCUCCUCCCCCGCCCCUCUCCCCGCACGGCCGCGGCGGCUCGGAUGAAGCUCGUCAUCCAGCGGGCCGCCAGCGCCUCCGUGGAGGUUGACGGCGCCGUGGUCGGCAGGAUCGAGCGCGGCCUGGUCCUCCUCCUGGGCAUCGAGCAGGGGGACACCCUGGAGCAGGUGUCGCAGUUGGCCACGAAGGUGCUGAAGAUCAGGUUGUGGCCAGACGUGAAGGACCCGUCCAAGCAGUGGUGUUCGUCAGUGGUGGACAACGGCUUUGGGCUGCUAGUGGUCAGCCAGUUCACUCUCUUUGCCACCUUCAAGAAGCCGAAGCCAGAUUUUCACCAGGCCAUGGGUGGCGAUCAGGCCAAGGAACUCUACGAGGCAUUUGUGUCGCAGUGUCGCACCGCGUGUGGGGCUGAUAAGGUGGCUACCGGGGUAUUCGGCGCAAUGAUGCAGGUGGACCUGCGGAACGACGGGCCCGUCACCGUGGAGCUCGUGGCUGGGCCGCCCGCGCUGGCGCCAGCUCCCACGGCCGGCGCCGCCGCACCCAGCCCCGCAGGAGGCGGCGCGGCGGACGCCGCCUGGAGGAGCUCCUGGGGCGGCAGCCCUACGUGGGCGGCUUCCUGCCCUCCUCGCGGGACGCGGAGCUGCUGGAGAGCUUCCGCUCCUCACCGCCGGCAGCCCCUUCGACGCCGCACUUGGCGCGCUGGUUCGAGCACGUGUCCUCGUUCGCGCCGGCGGAGAGGUCGGGCUGGGCCUGAGCCCGAGCCGGCGCCUCCGCCGAGGGAGCGGCCCGGCGCCCGCGCGCACGCCGCCCGCGCCGCGCGCAGAGCCCCUCUGCCAGCGUGAGCGCCUCCUCCUCCUCCUCCUCCUCCUCCUCCUCC